Entrophospora sp. SA101 is the source of this 1770-nucleotide messenger RNA. NCBI's taxonomy places the organism in Eukaryota, Fungi, Glomeromycota, Glomeromycetes, Entrophosporales, Entrophosporaceae. The record is from the annotation of a GenBank genome assembly.
AUGAAUCUACAAUAUGCUUACACUACAAAUAUACAAACUGGUGUAAAAACUCCGCUUAGUAUUUAUCAAGGAGCUUUGUUUUUAAUUCAUCAAGAAAUAUUGUUGGGCGCACUUGGAAUCUUUGCAUUGUUAGUAGGAUUUGUAAUAACGUUUUUUCUUUUUUAUCAAUUCUAUUUGAUUUAUUGUGGUACAACUUCAAAUGAAGCUUUUAAAUGGGAAGAUUUAGAUGAAAUAAUUUCUAAUGAUGAAUUAUGGGUUUAUGAUGGAAAAACCCCUAAAAAUAAACAAAACAACAUGUUACCAUCAUCAAUAUCAUUAAGAACUACUGCUAUGUCUAUUUACUGGAUUCAGCCAAAUAUCAAGAAACGUCAAGUAUCCACUGAUAGUAAAAAUAGUAAAAAUGUAAACGGUAAUAAUAACAAUAGUAAUAAUAAUGGUAAUGAUGUAAAUAUACCAGAUUCAAUAAUACCUUUAAAUAGUAAAAGUGGAAGCAGUAAUCAACAUGGCAAUGAAAAAGUAAAUAAUCAGGAUGUUAACUAUAAUAAUAAUAGUGACAACAAUAAGAGAGUUAUAGGAAGACCAAUAAAAUCAUUAAAAGAAAUUAAAAAUAUUUAUGAUAAAGGACUUUUCGGAAACAUUUCUGAAAUCUUCGAAUCGUUGCUAUAUAGAAUCACAUAUUGUGCCUAUCUAGCUGGUAAAGGAGCGUUCAUGAUGAUGGUAAUGAUUAGGGAUGUCCACCGAAUCUUCUUUUUCAGUAGUAUCGAAACCGAAAGAUUUUCAGAUCGUUAUGUACUUAUUACUGGAUGUGAUUCUAUUGUUGGUAAUUGGCUCGCAAAAGCUUUACAUAAAAGGGGCUAUUAUGUAUUUGUUGGAUGUCAGACAGAAGCAGCUUUCAAAGAAUUUAUUGCUAAUAUUUCUGCACCAAAUUUCCGACCUUUUUUACUUGAUAUAACGAAAGAUACAUCUCUUCAACAAUGUGCUAGAAUGGUGGAACAUGAAACAAAGGGUAAAGGUUUAUUUGCAUUAGUUAAUAAUGCAAGCUGUAAUGAGGGCUUUGCUUUUGAGUUCACUUCUAAUGAUCAAAUCUUAAGAACAAUGGAAAUGAAUUUUAUGGGACCGAUUAAAAUAGUUAAAACUUUAUUACCAUAUCUAAGGCAAAAUAUUAAAUAUAAUCUAAGAAAACCACAAAAGGAACAAGAUAUUUCACCACGCAUUAUUAUGAUGACUUCAAUAUUGGGUAGAACUACUAUACCAUUUUAUGGAGCUUAUAGUGCGUCUAAACAUGCUUUAGAAGCUAUGCUUGAUACUAUCAGAGUUGAAUUAUUACCAUGGAAAAUUCAUAUUUCGAUGAUUGAAUCUGUUCCUUUGACGACAUCGAGUAGAUCAUCAAAUUCUGAUCUUAUGGAUAUCUCUAAAAACUUCUUUUCUUCUCCCGAGCUCACUAAACAAACACUUACUCUUUAUGGUGAAGACUACAUUCAAAAAGCUCUUGAAUUUUGGCAAAAACUUCCUUCCACUCACAACGAUGCCAAUAAAGAUAUUGUAAGAACUAUUGUCGAUGCUAUUGAAGUUGGAUUUCCUAAUGAUCGUUAUGUCGUUGGAACUGUUGCCAAAUUGCAAAUUUUCAUGCAUAAUUUUCUACCCAGAUGGGUACUUGAUUUGGCUUGGGGUAGUUUUAUUAGAUUGUUUGGUGUUUGGCCAAAGGAAGUAAGGGAAUUGGAAGAGGGUCCAUCUGCCGAUCAUUUAUCUCAUACCUCAAUGACAAAUUAA